Messenger RNA from Priceomyces carsonii, 5343 nucleotides. It is a transcript of the gene UBR1, whose product is annotated as E3 ubiquitin-protein ligase. Bases 1 to 5343 code for a protein of 1780 amino acids. The transcript has a single exon. Gene Ontology annotation, biological process: ubiquitin-dependent protein catabolic process via the N-end rule pathway. The record is from RefSeq and is a predicted model, not a curated record. Gene Ontology annotation, molecular function: ubiquitin protein ligase activity; zinc ion binding. Lineage: Eukaryota; Fungi; Ascomycota; Pichiomycetes; Serinales; Debaryomycetaceae.
AUGAAUAACGAGCAACUUAAAAGAUUUUUGGUUUGUUUGCCGUCCGAUCUUGGGUAUAAUAAACCCUUGGUAAUCAGGCAGAAUUUGUAUAGGGUGCUAUAUUAUUCGGCGACAAAUGAUGGUAAGUCUCUUGAGAAAUUAUUUCCCCAUAUCACAGAGGAAGAGUUGGAAUCUUUACAGUAUGUCAAGGAUACUGUUAUUACUGAGAAUGAUAAAAGACCAUUUUACAAUAUAAGGACAAGUAGGACAGACUAUAGUCAUCCGUCUGACAAAGCAUGUGCUCGACCAUUUAAGAAGGGAGAGCCAGUCUAUCGAUGUGAGCAAUGUAGUUAUGAUGAUACGUGUGUGCUUUGUGUCCAUUGCUUCAACAAAGAUGACCAUAUUGACCAUAAUGUUUACAUGUACAUAUCAAAAGGAAGCAGCGGAGGAAUAUGUGACUGUGGAGAUCCUGAAGCCUUUGUGAGGCCUUUACAUUGUAAAUGCAGUCAAAACAUAGGGGUGGAUAACGAAAAUGACAUUACUGAAAUAGGCCGCUCUCUAGAAGAAACAAUUAGGGUAUGUUUGGACUAUAUUCUAGAUGUUACAAAUUUUUCUGUUCAAACAUUACCAUUUAUUCACGCAAAUAUUGAUAAAGAUGGUAGUCCAUUGACAACUGAGGUCAUCUCAAAUUAUUCUUCUUUGCCAGCUGGCAGCUAUGGUGGAGCAAUUGACACAAACUCAAAAGAUUUGUGGUAUUUGAUCUUAUGGAAUGAUGAACACCAUGACUUUCCACAGGCGAAGAGGGCUAUAAGGGCAGCUACAGGCUCAGAUGAAAGAAAAGCUGACGUAAUUGCCCAUGAAAUCAAUACUUACGGGAACUAUAUCCUCCGUGAGGCUGGAAGUUUUCGUGAAUUGCUCAAGUAUAAAAGUGUUGUUGAGAUGGACGGAUUGGUGUCUACGAUUUGCAGUGCAAGGGACUACAUGAGACAGAUUAUUGUCAAGCAUAUUUUCAACUGGUUGAUAGAUAUAACAAACUUUUCAGGAAAUACCAAGUUCCGUGAAAUGAGUAAGAGCUAUUUGGUUGAUUUACUUUUGGAACCUAACUUUCAGUUCUCGAAAGUUUUUCCGGCUGACUUCAUUACAGGACUCUCAAUUAAUGAUAAAAGAAGAUGUUUCGAGAAUGGUAUUCUCUAUGACGGUCAGAUGGUUAAUUUAGGACUCUGUAGGGUAAAGAAACAUAGUGAUAUUAAAGAAUUUAUGCGUCCAGCUCAUAUAGUACUCGAUACCCGCAAAAAGCUUGACAAUUUAAAGAACUCGAGAUUACAAUUUCUAUUGACAUUUCAAACCAGAUUUUCGUCAGCAAUUAGAAAAAAGUUGCCUAACUUGCUAUUGCCUCCAAUAAUGGCAGAUAAUGAGAAGAAAGCUAAUUUCAGCGAGCAAUUUGUUUCAAUAUACCCUCUUUUGAUAACUACGAUGGCUCUUUCGGAUAGGGAAGAAAAUUUGAAUAUUCUCGAUGAGAUAUCGACGCAGGUUUUAACUUGCCCUAAAUGCGUUUCAGGAAUAGUAGAAAGAGAUGAUGUAGGAAACUUAAUUGGUCCUGUUACCCAAAUUAUUGAAGAACACUCCUCACGAUGGAAUUAUGAUAGCGGUUAUCCCAAUUUUGUUGAAAUUGCCAAAGGGCGUCCCCAAACAUAUCGAUCAAUAAAGAAAGCGGUGAUAAGAGGCAUAAGGGAUGUGAGCUAUUUAGCUGACAAGAAUUUGAAUGAAGGAAGUAAGUUUUUGGAACAGGAUAACCUAUUAAUGCUUUUAUUAUUUUUGAGGAAUUUUCAGGGAUACUGGCCAAUUGAAAGAAAAUACGGUGACCAUGUUGAAAGAGAGAUAUUAGAUUUUGUUGUUCACUUGGAAUAUUCUACCACAAUUCUCAACAUCACAAAAUUGAUUGCGAGGAAUCCAAUUAAAGAUGAGAGUCAAGUAAGAAAAGUUGUAAGUUUAAUUACCGAGUUUUUAAAUUUAAGAAAAUUGAAGAAACAAGCACCUGGAAUUGCUGAGUUUCGUGUAAGUAAAGACCCCACCUCUUUCGUGAAUCCUAUCAACUCGUUACUUUCUUAUCUAUUGCAAUUUCAAAGGCUUGAAGAUUAUCAAGAAGUUUUAAAAAAUAGUAACGAGCCGUUCAUGAAUAUUUCAGAUGUUUCCUUAAGGAGUAUUGUUUUGGCGAGUCAGAUUAAGAUAGGGUUUUGGAUUCGAAAUGGAAUCACCGUCUCAAGACAGGCUUCUUUAUACACGACUCUCAUGAGCGAUUUAGCUUACUAUAGAGAUUUUCAUUUAAAUCAAGUUGCUGCAGUGCUUGACGAUCCAAGAGCUACUUUGUACAAUUUUUUAGACAGAUGGGAACUUUUAACUUGGUUUUUGAAUGAUGUUUCACAUGAUAAGACAAUUUAUCAAGAAAGGUUCAGCUCUAUAUGUGAGAAAUUUGUCGUAUUCAUUUACAAUUUGCUCACUGACAGGUCAAAUUUUAAAGCCUUGUCUCCUGAAGAAAGAAUUAUAUAUAAUGCUAAGCAAUCUAUAUGCUAUACGCUAUGUGAUGAACCCAAAUCUUAUUCAGAGUUAAGAAACCACGUUGAUUUAGAGGUCAGCGAGUUGAAGGAUUUCGACUCGAUCUUAUAUGAUUGCGCAGACUAUCAAGCUCCAACAGGAUUAGUUGAUUCAGGAAUAUACAGACUCAAAGCUAAUAUUUUUGAGGAAUUGGAUCCCCUCAAUUUACAUCUCGAUUCCAGUCAAUUUGAGUCCGUAUCAGAAGCUUUAAUUAAGAAUGUUGCAAGAAGUAAGGGAAUAAGUGAAGAUGACGUUGUUUUAACCCCUAGUCUUUUCAAAAGUGGAGUUGAAAUGGUCGACGAAAGAAUUGGGAAUUUUACUAAGACGAAGGAUUUCGCGAAGUUGCUUUACAAACUUUUGCAAGCAUCUCUAGAUGAUGCGGAUGAGACAUAUUUACCUCAACUUUUGCAUUUGAUCCAUGCGGUCUUAAAGGAUGACGAAUUGAAACAUGGUCCAGAUUAUUUAUGCGAGUCUUUUGUCAGUAUUCCUAUAAGUGAUUUAUUGCUAACUAUAGUUGAAUCUACGAUGUCUAAACACAUAGUAAAAAAAGCUGACUUUUUGGUGGACCAGUUUAUUUCAAAAGACAAAAGAAUAUUUGAUAGCCUCAUAGAUUGUUUUGGUGAGGAUUACAUUCAAUCAUAUAAAAAGAGAAAGGUGGGGUUGUUUGAAUCGGAAUCUGAGAAAAAAAAGAGGUUAGCAGAGGAACGCAAAGCCAAAAUAAUGAAGAAAUUUGCAAAGAAGCGUGAAAAAUUUUUAGAAAAUAAUAAAGAUUUUCAGGGAAAAGAGAAGAUUACAACAGAGCAAUCUAGUAGCCGCUCGUGCGUUCUUUGCGGAGACAUAGAAUCUACUGAUGAACCUUUUGGAAUCCUAGCUUACAAAACUAAAACUUCAACUUUGUGGAAGAUACCAGAAGAUGCAAAUGACUAUUCUUCAUUAGCAUUUCUGUCUCUCGAUCAUCAGGAUAACCCUAAAAAUGGAGAUGUUUAUGGCAAUGGAUAUAAUUACUCAAUCAUUGAAUCUCCAUUAAACAAUGCAUCGAUUGAAGCUUGUGUACUAUCAACAUGUGGUCACUUUAUGCACUUUUCUUGUUACCAGAGAUCAGCUAAUGGCUUGAAGCACUUUCCUUGCCCUUUAUGCCAUAGUCUUCAUGAUGUAUUUAUACCUAGCUUUAUGCCGCCAGAAUCUGAUAGUAUGGGAUAUUUGUCAGAUAAAGAGCCGACCACCAUCAAAUAUAAUCAAAUCCUUUCCUCAACAAAUCGGUUAAAAUCUCAGCAGCUAAUGGCAUCACAAGUCAAUACAGCGUACUCCUCUGUGAACGAAGUUACUUCUAAAAGGCUCAUGAAGCCUAUAGUUGAGGAUUUAAUGCCCUAUAUCAGCGAAAAAAGAUAUCUAGUUGAAGUAAAUGAAAACGAUAGAAGCUUCAAUCGUCUUCAAAACCUCUCGGUUUUAAUCGCAGAUGUAAUUCGGAUGAAUGAGAUCUCAACACGUUUAGAUGGUGAAUCCAGCUUAUUUACUUUCUUAGAUGAUUUCCCAUCUGCUGCCAAGAUUUUGAUUAAGUCUUUGAUCCAAUGCAGGGUCUCGGCAUAUGAAACUCGAUCUAAGUUUCUCUCAAAUCACAAUGAUUUCAAACUUCAAACAGAGACCUUUUGGCAAUCUGAUAUAUUGCUUGACGGAACAUUCAAUGAAGUAGUGGUGUUAUUUUUUCAGACCGAAGAAUCUUUUAUUACACUAGCAAGGCUUGGAUAUGCUAAACUCCUAACAAUUACGAUAUAUUCUCUUCUAGAAAGAUGUUCUCGUGAUCCCGGAUAUGCUUAUUGUAUUUGUCAGACGAAGAAGGUGCUUAGCGAAGCACAAUAUGGUAACUUUGCAAAGCUAGUUGAUAUGUUUCUGGAUUCCAUUGAUUUUAAAUCUAUUGCAAGUAACAAAACAAACUUUUUGAGGGCUUUGUAUUACAGCGUUGAAAGGGUCUUGUUGCCUUAUUUCAGGAACUUGACGAUAUUUAAAGAUAUGCUCACGUCUCUGAUGGAUGAGGAGAGUAAUUACGUUUCUCGGGGUGAAUUCGUUGAAUUGAGGGAAAAAAUAAAAAACCAAAAGAGGGUUGAUUCUUCCGAUGCUUUAACAAGCUGCUUGGGUUUGGCACCAUUUCAGGACCUUAUUAACGGUAUUGCAUCGUCUGGAGUUGAUGAAAAUUUUGCUUUCGAAUAUAAAGUUUUUGAAAUUGUUCUCAAUGCAAAAAUCCCAAAACAUAUGCAUCUCGGAGUUUUGACUCUUGAUUAUCCUGGUGUCAUUCAGCUCAUAAAUCUCCCCAAAGAUUACACCUCAUGUAUUACUGAUUAUGAUAAUAACUCUAUCCAGGGAACCUACGAUUACAUUAUAUGUUUGCACUGUGGAGCGAAGUUAAAACUAUCGAGACAAUCUCAACAUAUGAGUGGCUGCAGUAAGCACACUUCCAUAUUUUAUUAUCCAAGAUUAAAUGUACUCAAAGUAAGUACACACAUCGAGCAUAAUCAGUUCACAAUUGAACUCUUUGCUCCAUAUUUGACUGUCCAUGGAGAACCGAAACGCCCUAGAACACCCGGUAAGGCAACCUUAAAUCAAUUCAGAUACAAGUAUUUGAAUAAAUUAUGGUUAAAUCAAGGGUUGUACGGUUUUGUUACAAGAAGCUUGUUUGGUGCCAGACAGCAACCUGGUGUACAAUUCGACGGAUUUAAUUUCACGGCUGAUGAUGAAGAUGACGAUGAAGAUGAAGAUUUUGAUGCCGAGUAUAUUUGA